This is a messenger RNA of Agelaius phoeniceus (red-winged blackbird), 1277 nucleotides long. It is a transcript of the gene SNRNP48, whose product is annotated as small nuclear ribonucleoprotein U11/U12 subunit 48. NCBI's taxonomy places the organism in Eukaryota, Metazoa, Chordata, Aves, Passeriformes, Icteridae. Gene Ontology annotation, cellular component: cytosol; U12-type spliceosomal complex; nucleoplasm. The record is from RefSeq and is a predicted model, not a curated record.
UGCGCGGUGCGGCGAUGGCGGUGCCCGGCGCAGCGAUGGCGGCUCCCAGCGCCGUGUGGCUCGGCGGGGACCCGGUGGAGUGGGUGCUGUGCCCCUACGAUGUCCAUCACCGUGUUCCCCGCGCGUCGCUGGAGAGGCACGCGGCGUCCUGCCGGCUCCGGAGGAUGGGAUACUCCGCCGAGGAGGAGGCCGAGAUGUACGACUCCAGCUUUUUCUACGGAAACCUGAAGGUUCCUAGCAUCGCCAUGGAUAAAGAUCUACAGUUUCACAUUGUUAAGCAGGCUAGAGCCCAAAGUGUGAAGGAAGGUUCAGGCUACAGUGAAGGUUCUUACUCAUUACUGCCCAUAGAAGUUCCUCAAAACCACAAGCGUUUCACCUGUGACCUGACCCAAGCUGACCGCCUUGCUCUUUACGAUUACGUUGUUGAGGAGACAAAGAAACAGAGGUCCAGAUCCCAGAUUACGGAAAAUGACAGUGAUCUCUUCGUGGAUUUAGCAGCAAAAAUCACCCAAGAUGAUAGUCAGAAAGGUCCGAAGUCCCAUCUUGAAAUUCUGGCUGAAAUGCGAGAUUACAAAAGGCGGCGGCAGUCAUACAGAGCUAAGAAUGUUCAUAUAACAAAGAAGUCCUACACUGAGGUGAUUCGGGAUGUGAUUGGUGUGCAUAUGGAAGAACUCAGCAAUCAGUGGCAGGAGGAGAACAGGUUGGAUAAUUCAGAGAUAUGUGAAGGAGGGAAGUCAAAGUCUUCAGGAAGGUAUGCCACAGCUGACAGCUUCUUCAGGCAUGAAGCAGAAGGGAGGACAGGCGGUCAGCUUCAGUGGACUCGCGGCAGUCUGGGGGAAGCAGUAAGGACACGGAGUGCACGAGACACAGGAGAGACACCAGCAGGAGUCCAAGUAAACGGAGGAGGAGUCGUGAGAGAGGCAAAGACAGAGACUCUCGGAGAAAAAGAGAGAGGGAUGAAGACAAGUAUUACAAUCAUAAAAGAAGAAAGUAGGAACAAGAACCUGAUGAUUUUGUUUGUCAGCUGUUCAAAACAUAACUUCCACAAGAACUAUUGUUACUGCUGUUUUGCCCAAGACUGUAAAGGUGUGCACAUAAUAUUGACCUGUGCUGCUUGGAGACGAAAAAGUGCUACAGUUUGUCAGGAUGGAAGUAGUGUAUUUCAGAUAAUGUGUAAAUCUGUAACAUUUAUACAUCUGUUAAUAAAUUAUAUUGAUCUGUCAUGUAUUUGAGUUAUUCUCACAAGGCUAAAGAAUAAAAUUUAUGAGAGGCUGUAC